AAAAAAAGCAAAAGAUAAAAAGUUCUGAAGCCAAUGAAAACAAGGAAUGAUAUAAAAAAGGCUCUAGAAAGUGUUCAGGAAAUAAAGAAAGAUCUGCCAAUAAUUAUAGAAUCUCAUUCUUCAAAUCAACUGCCAGAAAAUGUUAAUGAUAUUGAUGCAGAAGAUGCUAAAAAUCCACAGCUUGUCAGCAUUUAUGUGAAUGAUAUUUAUAACUACAUGAGGCAAUUGGAGCUAAUAUAUCCUGUGCAUGAGCAUCAUUUAAAGAUUCAGCCUGAAAUAACAGGAAAGAUGAGAGCUGUAUUAAUCGAUUGGCUUAUUCAAGUUCAUCUACGAUUUCAUUUACUUCAAGAAACGCUCUACUUAACUGUGUCUAUUAUUGAUCGGUAUCUCCAGGUUGAAAAAGUGAAAAGAUCAGAACUGCAGCUUGUGGGAGUUAGUGCAAUGUUCAUUGCUUCAAAAUAUGAAGAAAUGUAUGCUCCAGACAUAGGAGACUUUGUUUACAUUACUGAUAAUACAUAUUCUAAGCAGGAAAUUUUUAAAAUGGAAAGAUCAAUGCUCAGAAAAUUGGAUUUUAGUUUGAGUAAACCUUUGCCAUUGCAUUUCUUAAGAAGAAACUCUAAAGCUGGUGACGUUGAUGGUACCAUGCAUACGUUAGCAAAAUACUUGAUGGAGAUUGCUCUUCUUGAAUAUGAACUUGCCCAUUACAGACCAUCUCAGUUGGCUGCCGCUGCGUUGUACUUAUCUUUAAAGUUAUUAACUAAAUCUGAAUGGAGUGAUACUUUGAAAUACUAUAGUAAAUACGCAGAAGAAGAUGUUCUACCUUUAGUCCAAGCUCUAUGUGGAGUUCUUUUGAAAGCAGAUUCAUCUAAACAUCAGGCUGUCCAUUUGAAGUAUGCAAGCAGCAAGUUACAUAAAAUCAGUACCAUUCCUCAGUUGAAAUCACCUAUCGUGAAGGAAUUGGCUGGAAAAAAAUAAAACCAUUUCUAUCAUGUAACACUUUUAAAUUAAAUUUCUUUGCAUUCAUUUUUGUACUGAUCAUGAAAAGGACUGUGAACAUAUUUCUUUUCAUUUAGUGUGGAUUUUUAUCUGACAAAUUUUACUGUAAAUUUAAUGACUUGUAAAUGCUAUUUUAUCGUGUGUAAAUUGUGUAUAAUAAUAAUAAAAAGUAUGUAAUUUUCAUUGUGUUAAAA
Molecule: messenger RNA, 1190 nt
Organism: Stegodyphus dumicola
Lineage: Eukaryota; Metazoa; Arthropoda; Arachnida; Araneae; Eresidae
Gene: CycB
Product: Cyclin B
Biological process (GO): mitotic cell cycle phase transition
Molecular function (GO): cyclin-dependent protein serine/threonine kinase regulator activity
Source: RefSeq, a predicted model, not a curated record